AUGAAACUCCUCACGUGCGCCCUGUGGUGGCUGGCGCUGCUGGGCGAGGGGCUCCUCUCCCAGGAGAGGCACUUGGCGAAGUUCGCGCCGUCACUAAAGGAAGAAGGGGAGCUGUUCGUGGAGACCCCCUACGACUGCGAGCACAGCGGGUUUAUAGCUCUGCUGAGGAGGAACCCGCUCUACUUUUGCUUUUUCGUAGGUGAAGGGGAUUACUACGGUCUGGUUCUUCGUACCUACAAUUCGGAAGACCUCAAGUGGGAACCUGCAACAGAGGUGUUAAUAACGAAGCAAAAAAUAAACACAUACACUUUCAUUGAUGAUUACCUCUUAGAGAAACUCAUUCUCAUUUAUUCUUACGAUGCAAAAAUAAGAGUCACCGUUUUUAAUAAUUAUAAAGAACCCUCCACGGAGACCUACAAGAUUAGUGUAAAUUAUGAGAUUUUGCAAAUGGCUAAUGUAAUAACGAGAGUGACUUACCUUUUUAAAAAUAGGAAGUCCAUCGCUGUCUGUGGCAUAAAUAGAAGCAAUAACAUCCUCUGCUCCUUCUCCUUCGAUUACGGGUUAACGAUGAAGGACGAAAAUGCAAUUGAGUUUAUUCUUAAAACGAAGAUCCCCAUAGGGAAUUACAAAAUGCACGUGGAGUUUUUCCCUGAGCACGUCUAUUUUAACCUCUACGAUGAUGUCAUCCAAGACAAUGACUACGAGCUGAGGUGCAUCAAGGGGAGUGAGAAAGAGUAUGCGUGUGACUUCCUCUCCAAACCACUCAAAGAAACGGAGAGCAUUCAAUAUAGGGGGGUCCUACGCAACCGCAUGUUUCAGAACAUCGUGUACGAGGCGAAGGAGAGGUGCUACAUCGGGUGGUCCUUCAACUCUGUCAGCAUGAAUAGCGAGCUGGAGACGCUCAUUUCGGAUUCCCCCUGCUCGCACGUCUCGCUCUUUCACCAGGGGACAUCCUUGGUGGUGGCUUACCAGCGGGGCCCCUUCUCGCCGCUCGGCCCCCAGUUCUACCGGAUCUUCGAGAACCUGCAGGAGAAGGCCGCCGGGUGCGAGUUCCGCGUGGGCGGCAGCCUGUACGUGGCGAGCACCUUCACCAACCACCAGUGCCGCAUCGACAUGCAAAGCGUAGACGUGAACCCGCAGAACGAAGACGAAAUAAGCUUCAGCGUCGUGGUCCCGGCUCACUUUGACAUCCAGGACGCCACCUGCUUCGUCUCCAACGAUAUGUAUAACAAUGAUAAGACGACCCUUUACUACCUGGAGCGAGAGCAAGUGGAGCAGGAGGACCUCUUCAUCUUCACCUUCCUAUUCUAUCGAUACAUAAUAGACCACAUCAAGGUGAAGGAGAGCACCUGCAUAUUUGAAAAUGAGAAGAAGAAGGAAAAGCUGCAAAUCUCCCUCACCUUGGAAAGUCCCUACAAAGAAGACACAUGCGAUAUUGGCUCAGAAGAUCUCUGCGACUUCAUAAUCCAGGGGAGGAGCAAAAUUGUCAUCCAUUUUGAUGAACAUAAGUGGGAAGUGGAUGCCCAGCUGGUGAAUGCCUCUCGAGUGCUUUACAAUGGGGUGCACAUCCCUCUGCAUAACCUGCUGAGCACCUCCAAUAUUAACGAGCUCGUUCAAGUGGGCACCAACCAAGUUACCAUCCUCAUCCCUAGUACCAUCCCGAGCAGUCGGACCGCCAAAAUUGCAUUUACUAGUAAGCAGGAGGGGGGAGGGAGGACUAAGCAUGCAUACCUCAGGCUGCAAAAGAAUGUGAAGCCUAUGAAAAAAAUCUUGGGAAUUAACUUCUCCUCCUCAUUUGACAUCAGCUACAAAUACUUUAAGCACUACCAGGAAAAUGUAAAAUUUUUGCUAAACGAAUUUAACGAGACCAACUACAUCGGCAUGGUGUGCGAAACGCACCUGCAGAUCACCGCCCCCCCGUGCACACUCACCCUGGUGGACCACUCCAAUAAGAGCUUCCACAUCCACGCGGUCUUCCCCCAGAAGGUCCCCUUCCUCUACAGCUACACGAAGAAGAAGCUCCCCCAUGAGAGUGGCCCCCACCAUGAGAGUGGCCCCCACCAUGAGAGAGGCCCCCACCAUGAGAGUGGCCCCCACCAUGAGAGUGGCCCCCACCAUGAGAGAGGCCCCCACCAUGAGAGAGGCCCCCACCAUGAGGGCAGCCUCUACAUAAGCGAAACCCGAUUUGUCGUCUUCAAACAUUUUAACUCGCUCCUCCAACAGAAAAAUAUAAAGUACCUAUAUUUCAAGUGCGUGUGCCACGCUAGGAAGAGCGAAGGUACUGACUCCUACAACCAGAUAGACUUCAUCAUCACGACGGAGAACAUCUCGUCGGAGGUCAUUCACUCCAGGAAGGUUAUCGAGCCUCCAAAAAAUUACAAGGACGACCCUGAGGGGGGGGAAGAGGAGAGGCAGAAGCAGGAUCAACCAAAGGAGACUAAUGAACCACUCCCCAAGUUUAAGCAACCCGAGGGGAUGCCGCCACCAGGGAAGAGGGGCCCCUCCUCAAAGCCCUAUGCGAAACUCUCCGGCCUUAACGACCCCUUUCGGAAGAACAGCUUCUACAGGAGUGGCGCCACUUGUUGGGGGCUCUCCCUGUUCGUCGUCCUCCUCCUCCUCUUCCUGCCCUGA
This is a messenger RNA of Plasmodium vivax (malaria parasite P. vivax), 2631 nucleotides long. RefSeq lists its product as hypothetical. Bases 1 to 2631 code for a protein of 876 amino acids. The transcript is spliced from 2 exons. The record is from RefSeq and is a predicted model, not a curated record. Lineage: Eukaryota; Apicomplexa; Aconoidasida; Haemosporida; Plasmodiidae.